Saprolegnia diclina VS20 is the source of this 1656-nucleotide messenger RNA. RefSeq lists its product as hypothetical. NCBI's taxonomy places the organism in Eukaryota, Oomycota, Saprolegniomycetes, Saprolegniales, Saprolegniaceae. The record is from RefSeq and is a predicted model, not a curated record. The coding region runs from base 1 to 1656 and encodes 551 amino acids. The transcript is spliced from 2 exons.
AUGCAGGACGUCGACGCUGACGCAGAGCUGUAUGAGGCCGCGCGCCGCCUCCUCGGGAAGACCAAGCGCUGCAAGUACGUUGAGCAGGGGAUACUCUGGUCCGAGGUUGUCCCGAGCCUGCAAGUCGCCGGCUUCGACUCGCGAUCGCAGCGCGACAGCGACAGUGUUGAUAAGCGUGUCUCCACAUUGCUGGAGCGGUACCCGUCAGGUGUUGUGCCUGCCCAAGACGUAUCGCUGGGCCACGUUGGCCAGUGCCCACGAACGUGGCGGGACGUGCUUCCGAUGACGAUGCAAGAAAAAUUGGACAAGGAAGUGGAGACGUGCGCACCCGUGCUGUCGCACCUCGCUGUCGCCAGCGCCGCCUCGACGCCGCAGUUGACGCCGACCUUGCCGGCGAAGAGCAGCUUUGGGACGCUGCUUGUCUUCUUGUCGACGGCUUGCGAAGGCGGCCACGUCACAAUCAAGUACAAAACCUUUUCGACACCGAUGGUCACCGGCGUCAAAUGGGGCUCGUAUGCGGUGGUCCACCGCCGCGCUUCGAUUUCGAUGGCGCCUGUCGCAAGCGGACACGUCGUCAUUGCCGUCUUUGAUCUCGUUGACACGCACCCGCCGAACGAGGCGCCUCCCCUCUCGCCCGAGUUUGAGGCGACGGUCGCGGCGCUCAACGACGUGGUGGCAGCGCCUCGCGUCGCCCCGAACGUGGUCGGCUUUGCCUUGAAGCCUGCCGCUGGCCGCUCGCUCAUUUGGAACGUGCACCGCUCCGACGACUACUGGGCGUUCCUCACAGCGCUCCUCGAGACCAAGGCCUUUGACGUCGCCUCUGUCCAAUCGCAGCGGGUCGAGCCCAGCGGAGACGGCCCGUUCAAGAUUCACACUGGCUACCUCUAUCCGAAUCCCAGCCGUUUGGAAAUCACGUCGGCGCGCUGCCCGAUCCAAGGCUUUAUCGGCGGCGUUGACGUCGACGAGCUGGCUCGCCCAGGGACGAAGAAGUGCCUUGUGUUUUGGCCAACCGUGUGUCGAUCGCGUAUUCUUGGCCCGGAAGAUACCAUCUUCUCGCUUGCGACCAUCACCGACGCUGGGCUUCGCCGUCGCUGUCUUGAAGACACUCUGGAGGAUUUCCAAGGCAACCUCGACUUCUUUGCCUCAACGAUCCAUCGCGCGCUGGAGCUCUUUGGCGCCGACGCCCUCUUGCCGGCGCUUGAAGAGCUUUUCGCAAACUGGCAAACCAACUGGAUCGGUUUUGCGAACGGCGUCCAGCUCCUGGCCAGCCUCGCGGGCGUCUCGGCGGAUGCCGUUUGCGCCGGCCUGCCACUGUCGCGCGCGGAUGAGCUGCGCCUCUACAUGGUCCUCUUCCCCGACCCGACGCCCGAGCGCUUGUUGGAAAAUGAAAACUUGAUAACGGAGCUCAUGCAGGCGGCUCUUUUGGACGCCGUGCGCCUCGAGGCGUACCUCUGGGACGAUCCACUGCACGGCGUGAUGCUCCCAGAGCUCAUCCAACACGUAUACGCGUUCCGCUUGCCGCCGCCGCGCUUGGAAGCGCUCGUCAUCGCCAACGCCGACAUCUUCCCCCCGCUGACGGUCGUGGCACCAGUCGUUCUCGCGCUUGCGCCGACGCGCUUGGUCUGGUGCGACGAGCUCUUGCGGGUCGCGUCCUAG